This is a messenger RNA of Pseudomyrmex gracilis, 609 nucleotides long. RefSeq names its product odorant receptor Or2-like. Gene Ontology annotation, biological process: detection of chemical stimulus involved in sensory perception of smell; sensory perception of smell. The coding region runs from base 1 to 609 and encodes 202 amino acids. Gene Ontology annotation, molecular function: olfactory receptor activity; odorant binding. The record is from RefSeq and is a predicted model, not a curated record. Gene Ontology annotation, cellular component: plasma membrane. NCBI's taxonomy places the organism in Eukaryota, Metazoa, Arthropoda, Insecta, Hymenoptera, Formicidae. The transcript is spliced from 5 exons.
AUGACGAUUUUAGUUAUUUCUGAAGAUGGUCGUGACUGUGCCUUUGAAGACAUUUUAGCUUCAUCUGAGGAUGGAGGCUCGGUGAUGUCCGAGGCAGUUAUAACAAAGUCCUUUUGUAGAGACAAAGUCCAAGCGUUGUUUUGUAUUCUUUUGUUGAUAUUUGAGGCAUCGAGCUAUAUAAUGCUCUUCUUUACAAAAUUUGCGCACACAGUCAAUGAAGUAUUUACCGUGAUGAUGUUUGUACAGUUUUCAAUCAGCUCUCUUGUUCUCUGCAUGAGUGUUUACAAAAUAUCUACAAUGACAUCACUGUUCACGCUCGAUUUUGCGUAUAUCUCUUCUUACUUGUGCGCUAUGCUUACACAAGUAUUUCUUUAUUGCUGGUACGGCAACGAAGUGACACUAAAGAGCAUCAAAGUCUGUAAUGCAAUUUACGAAAUGAAUUGGACAACACUAAGAGUUCGAAUAAUGAGAGAUCUUACAAUUAUAAUGUUGCGUGCUACCAGACCAAUUAAAAUGUCGAGUGGCUAUGUGGUUACUUUAACUACGGAAUCUUUUAUGGACAUUCUCAAAACAUCUUACUCGGCGUACAAUUUGUUGAAAGACUCUUAA